Cygnus olor (mute swan) is the source of this 2134-nucleotide messenger RNA. RefSeq names its product von Willebrand factor C domain containing 2 (gene VWC2). Gene Ontology annotation, cellular component: AMPA glutamate receptor complex. Gene Ontology annotation, molecular function: protein binding. The transcript has 4 exons. Lineage: Eukaryota; Metazoa; Chordata; Aves; Anseriformes; Anatidae. Gene Ontology annotation, biological process: negative regulation of BMP signaling pathway. Bases 465 to 1367 code for a protein of 300 amino acids. The record is from RefSeq and is a predicted model, not a curated record.
UUCCCCUGCAAAAGGGAGAAAACGUUGCCGUGCCGAAGCACCUGCCAGCCGCUGUGAAGCACAACCCCACUUCCCAACUCGCCCAUCUCCCCCCCCGCACGGCGAGGGAAGGCUGGCGAGGCAAGGCGCCUCACAAAGCUCCCCGACCCCCUUCCAUCCCUCUCCCUCCCGUUGCUGCGAGGCCCGGAGCCCCCCGGCCCCCCAAAAACCCCCCAGCCGCCAUGUGAGGGAAGCGGGGCCGCGGCGAGCCCGCCCCCAGGGGCGGCGGGGCCUCGGCUCCGGCUGAGGGAGGGAGAGAGGGAGACAAGGAGGGAAGGAAGGAGGGGAGGAAGGAGGGCAGGCAGCCCGCAGCCCCGCCAUGGCAGCCGGCCGGGGGGCCCGGAGCCGAGCCCGCAGGGACCGUGGAUCUGCGGAGCGCUUCCCUCCGAUGUGAAUGCAGUGUCCCCUGUGGGAUGCAGUAGGUGAUGCCCAGCUCUACUGCAAUGGCAAUUGGAGCUCUCUCUAGCUCGCUCCUCGUAACCUGCUGCCUCAUGGUUGCCCUCUGUAGCUCCACCAUACCCGUGCAAAAACUGGCCAAGGCUCAAGACAAACAGGAGAUAAAAGCGAGCCAGGAAAAGAGGGAUCACACAUCGACAAGGGACAGCCAGACAGGCCCGGGGAAGAUGAAUGAGAUCGGCAGGAGCGGGAGGGAGGAGGGCACCAGGGACUGGAAGAGCAAAGGAAGCAGGACCUACUCGAACAAGGAGUCGUGGACUAAGCAAAAGCAGGCUUGGAAUAGCCAGGGCACGGGAGGUAAAUCCGGGAGUGUUCAAGUCCAAGAGCAAAGGGACGCGGCUGCCGAGGACCCUCGGGUGGCUGAAGACUCGUCUCUCCCGGCCGCUGUGGCGAGCGCUACUCCCGAGCCUCCGGAGGAGUAUGCCUACCCGGACUACCGCGGGAAGGGCUGCGUGGACGAGAGUGGCUUCGUCUACGCCAUCGGGGAGAAGUUUGCGCCGGGUCCCUCUGCCUGCCCCUGCCUUUGCACUGAAGAGGGACCGCUGUGCAUACAGCCUGAGUGCCCCAGGCUCCACCCUCGGUGCGUUCAUGUGGACACCACGCAGUGCUGCCCGCAGUGCAAGGAGAGGAAGAACUACUGUGAGUUUCGGGGGAAAACCUACCAGACCCUGGAGGAGUUCAUGGUUUCUCCGUGUGAGAAGUGUCGCUGUGAAGCCAAUGGAGAAGUGCUGUGCACUGUGUCAGCUUGUCCCCAGACCGAGUGUGUGGAUCCGGUGUAUGAGCCUGAUCAGUGCUGUCCCAUCUGCAAAAAUGAUUUCUUAAGAACUAUAAGGAAAGUGCCUCAAUAUCUGAGUGGUCUUCUUGGAUCUUAAAAUAUCUGCCCAACUUGCACCUGUCCUUCGAGAUUGUUCAGAUACAGCAUGUCCUUCACCAGUUUUGGACAAGUGCUUUGACAUCCAAAAAAACUGUGGUAUAUCUGUGUAAAUCCCUGAGAUAGUCAAUAAUUGUUCACUAAUAAUUAUUCACUAAAAAUUCACAGCAAGAAUUGCACUGUGUAUGCAGAUCUGGGCAAUUCACUGCCCAGAAAAUGUGGAAGAAUAUUCCACAAAGAUAUGUCCUGUGGUGACAUUAGCAGAAAUUUGCAUCUUCUGUAGCUUGCGUUUUAAUGUCUUGCAAGUCUGUUUGGAAAAAUGGUUGUGUGAUCCACUUCAAACGGGUCUCUUCUUUAUUUCUUGGCACAAAGACUUCCCUGCACCUGUGGGCUGGUAGUAACCAAAGUACAACAAAACUGAAGUGAUGCUAUGGCAUUCAACCUUCAUCUCAGUGACAUCUUGUGGCACCAAGUCCCCUUGUGGCAAGUAGAAGAGCGUGAGACCUAGGGAUGCUGGCUUUCAGUAAAAGCUUUUUCCACAGCAAGGACCUUCACUGUGUACUUUGCUUUGUGCGUGUCUGUUGUGAGAGCACGAUCCAGCACAGAGCUGUGAUUCAGGAAAUUACAAGCUAGCACCUUGAGAAGAUCUGCGAGUACCUGCUGUGCCUGCAGAGCAGACUUUCUGCCUUUUGCCUUCUUCUGGAAGCGACUGGACGGCUUCCAUGCUUUGAGCAAGACGGACAAAACUCAUACAGCCAAGAGCAGUCC